CUUCAUCUUCAUCAGUUCGUCUUUUAUGUUUAGCUGCUGGAGCUACGGAGAGAGAGGGAAGACCAUCAUUGGAGAAUGCUGAGAGAAAGAAGACCAUCACUAUCUUCGUCGGAGAUCUGCACUUCGACAAUAAAUGGAUCGUCUCAUAUCUACACUACUAUCAUAUCUUACCUUACUAGAUCAUUUGUCGAUUUACAGAUUUGGCCUCUAAAAACAAAUCUUUUGUCAAUAGAGGUUGCUGGAGUAGUUCUAAGACUUCUAUUGUUAGUUUCACAUAUGGUUGGUGGUGAUAGCGCCAUGAUUUUAUACGAAAGUAAAAUUCAAGAACACUGGAUCAGUUUAGCUACUGCUGGAACAAUUCCUGUUGAGCAAGAAAACAUCUAUAACCAUGGUGAGAUUUUUUGGGUUUUUUUCUGGAUUUUUAGUUGUUCGGUGGUGAAUGGUGAGAGUAAGAGUAUCGGUAGACGUGAGCGGUGGAAGGUGGUUGGCGAUGGUGGGUAG
Molecule: messenger RNA, 501 nt
Organism: Lactuca virosa
Lineage: Eukaryota; Viridiplantae; Streptophyta; Magnoliopsida; Asterales; Asteraceae
Source: the annotation of a GenBank genome assembly